Messenger RNA from Cladophialophora immunda, 3685 nucleotides. RefSeq lists its product as uncharacterized. Gene Ontology annotation, biological process: regulation of DNA-templated transcription; double-strand break repair. The coding region runs from base 232 to 2445 and encodes 737 amino acids. The transcript has 2 exons. NCBI's taxonomy places the organism in Eukaryota, Fungi, Ascomycota, Eurotiomycetes, Chaetothyriales, Herpotrichiellaceae. The record is from RefSeq and is a predicted model, not a curated record. Gene Ontology annotation, cellular component: Ino80 complex.
AUUGCGGAGUACAGCCUUUUCAGACCUGCGUGACUUGACUUUGAACCUUUGCGACUCUCCCUGCCACAUAUUGUACCAUCACAAAAAAGGAUCUGAAGACUCUUACCAUACGACCUCGCGCCAGGAUGUUACAAUAGCCACCAUAACCAACGAAUUCCGCCUUCAUCUCUGCCUCCGUUCCUGUCCUGAACUGUAAACGGUGUCCAAGGGGAUUGAGCGAGACCGAUAAAAAUGGUGGGCAAGAAAAGUGGAAAGGCCCUCCUGCGGGAGGAAGGCCUGGAGAGAACUGAUAACAACAUGGAGCUCACAUCUUGGCCUAUCAUCCAAGCCAUAAAUCAAAAAAACUAUUACACAGACUAUCUCAAGCGAGACGAACAAAUACUGGCCUUCCGGUCGCAGCAGGAAGAAGCACGCAACAAAAUGGUGAAACAAGCCAAAGACAGGGACAGGGCACUGGCACAAGGCAAAACAGUUGGGCCCGAUGGGGAUAUCGAAAUGGACGAUGGGGAGGAGGAGGCUGAAGACGAAGCUGCAAGCGGAGCGAAGACCAUCGUUAUUCAUAUCGGAUCCCAGAAUCUAAGAGUCGGUCUCGCCAACGACGCCCUCCCAAAGACUGUCCCUAUGGUCAUCGCUCGCCGGUCUGAGAAAUCUGAGAGCGAGGAGGGAGAUGGAGAACCAGCGCCCAAAAGAGCCAAGUUAGACAACGGCUUACCCCCACCGGAACCAGAGAAGCGUUUUGGCGAGGACUUUGCAAAGAAAUUCUCGGGAAUGUCUCAGGAUCUUAAAGUGCGAAUGAGGAUGAACAAGAGAAAGGUGCUGCCGCAGUCCAGAGACAUGGUCACCAGCUACAACCGAAGAAACACAUACGAAACUAUCACCGAGCACAAUGACACCAUGCGUAUCGAGUGGACAGAUACAAACGAAGGUUUCGGUGGUCCUCCCGAGUAUAUCACAGGGAAAGCCGCUCUUCGCAUCCCUGAUCAAUCAAGCCCGCGGUAUAAACUAUUCUGGCCCAUUCGAUGUGGCUGGAUCAACGAGCAAGACUACGACUCGAAACGCUUCUUGUAUGAUGAUAUCCGCAUCAUCAUCGAAGACGCCAUCAAGACUCAACUCGAACUCAAACUCCGUACGCGGGAAGACUGGAACCAGUAUAGCUGCGUCAUAGUUAUUCCCGACUACUACGAAAGGACAUACGUGACGAGUCUGCUUGAAAUGGCCAUCACCGAGUUCGGAUUCGGACGCGUCUGCUUCAUCCAGGAGAGUUUGGCCGCUUCCUUCGGGGCUGGUUUCACGACGUGCUGCAUUGUCGACAUCGGCGCGCAAAAGACAACAAUAUCUUGUGUGGAAGACGGAAUGGUCAUUGACAACUCCCGAGUCAACCUGAAAUACGGCGGAAGGGACAUCACCGAAACUUUUGUUAAGAUGAUCAUCUACAACCACUUUCCUUACUCAGAGAUCAAUUUAAACCGGCGAUAUGACUUUCAGCUGGCAGAAGAGCUGAAGCAGAAGUUUUGCACCAUGACCGAGGCAGAUGUGUCGGUGCAGCUGUAUGACUUUCACCUGCGUGCGCCGGGGCAAGACACCAGGAAGUACACAUUUAAGAUCUACGAUGAAGUCAUACUUGCGCCGAUGGGACUCUUCAGGCCACAAGUCUUUGAUAAUAGUGGGAAGCUCAAGGGCCGUCGUAAACUUGUCGACAAAUCCUACGACAUCUACGACAACAAACCAAAUGACCCGAGCUCCACCGCGCAAGCGGAGAUACUGACAGCCAUUGCUCCGGAAGAAGUCCUCACCUCGACAAACAAACCCGCCCCGAAGACCAAUGGACACACGAAUGGCGUUCUCACUAAUGGAGCUGCGACAAAAGAUGAGGCCUUCAACAACGACUCCCGCCGUCCAUCCUUUAGCAAUAUCAAAGAAAUGGACGCCACGCCACAACCCUCGGCUGCAAGCUCUCCCGCUCGCAAUCUGCCAGAUGAUACUCCUCAACCUGGGGAGGAGAAUGAAGGCGGUGCUCCACGCGACGAGAAACCGCCGGUCCCCGAGGUGGAGGAAGAAGAACCCCUCUCCAUCGAACGGCGCGAUGACAUUCUCCCUGUCUACCCUCUCCCUAACGCAAUCGUCACGUCAAUUACUCACGCAGCUAGAGGCUCCUCGCAGAAGACGUCCGAUCUCCUCUCUGGGAUCAUGCUUACGGGUGGCACAUCUAUCACUCCCGGACUGGGCUCGCAUUUAGAAGAAAGUUUGAAGGGAAUAUUACCCGGCUACAGCAAGGACAUUCUGAUCGGGCGCCCACCCAGGGAACUGGAUCCGCAAGUAGUGGCGUGGAAGGGCGGCGCUGUCUUUGGCAGGAUGAGUCGCACUAAUGAUUCAUGGAUCAAUGCCUUUCUAUAUGAGAGGCUGGGUGAGCGGAUACUGGCGCAUAAAUUAAUGUGGGCAUGGUAGCCUGUGGUGGUGAUUGUCAGCCUACUCGGUUUCUUUCGUGGUGGCGGCGGCGAUGUCAUUUACAGCGACAUGUUGGUGAAUCUAUUUGAUGAGCAUAGGGACGGUAUGCUUACGGGCGUGUAUCAGAUCAUUGCCCUUUGUUUUCGUGGAGGUUUCGCUUCCAAAGGCAUCCGCUUGAGAACUCUGAUGACCAGUGGCGGUCAUUCUUUUGAUUUAUGAUCAAUCCGAGUCCAUUGGCUAUCUGUCUGAGAAAGAUGGGCAUAAAGUCAUCUAGGGUCUGAACUGGCCAGUUGAUGACAAAACAAGUAUUCGACCAGACAAAAAUGAUCGCAAUUCCCAGGUCUCGAGCGUCGUGCCCUAAAGCUUUACCUCUCAGAAUUUCUGCUUCAACCAACCUACCAGAGCCUCUCCAAACUCCUUCGGCUUGUCCAAAUGAGCCCAAUGUCCCGAAUCCACCACGACUUGGGUGCUGUCCGGGAUCAAGCCAGCAUCCAGACUCAUCUGCAGCAACUCGGGCCUGCAAACCAUAUCCCUGUUGCCACCCCAGAACAAGAGCGGGCAUUUGACGGGGAUGUUCUCCUUGGGGAUGUGGGCGUUUGCCUGGUCCUGCACGCCAAACACCAUGGAGCGGUAAUAGUUCAGCGGCGCGUCGAAGCCGCCUUCCUUCAUAGAGGCGAUCCACUUCUGCUUGCGCUCCUCGGUCGCGUAGGCCAUCGUGGGCUGCCUCUUAUCGGCGAGAAGGAAGCUUCUGACCCCGUCGGGCUUGCACAGUGUCUCGAGCCACGUCUCGGGUUCGCCGUGCGCGACGUCCCACAUGGGCUCCAGGUGCGCGUCCAUGACCUGUGCGCCGUCGUCGGCGGUGAACAGCUUCCAGUACCAGUAGGUGCCGUAGCCGAAGAUUCCUUUGGUGAGUUCGAGAGUGUUGUCGAGGUUGAACGGUUCGGCUGGUGGGGGCAUGUAGGCGACGUUCAGGAGGACCAGGCCGCAACAUCGGUCGGCGUGGAAGUUGUAGAAGCGUUGAACGACACCGGAGCCCUAUUGAGGUUUUCGUGAGCAUCAGAAUGAAAAUUUGGGUUGACCAAGCUGGGUGACAACGGAGCGCUGUUCAGGAAGAGAAGAGCCGUUCCUAGCGAGACUUACCCAGUCAUGGCCCAGGGGAAUGACCUUGUCGAGUCCUUCCUUGUCAAUGAUCUCUUUGAGGUCCUGGGACAUCAACUGCAUGUUGUAGGAUUCCUUGUCG